CAGAAGUUGGCGUCCCAUAGCGUGUUUAGGUGGCCGGGGGGGCAAAUGGAUUAAAAAUCUCACUUCGAGAUCACCAGUACAACUCUCAUACCAUUCUGGAUCCCAUCUAAAACAGACCAUCAGGCAACUUUACUCACGUGGACACUGGGACAAAGUCCUCUUUCUUUUGCUUUCCUUCACUCUCCUUUUCUCUCUCUGCCGGAGAGGUUGGAUUACCUGUUCAGGUGGAUGGGUCAAAACAAGCCCCUUCAACUGCAAAGAAUCACAGCCUUUCUUAGUGACUCAGUCAGUCAUCUACACCUACAAUUAAGCAAUGACUGAUCAGGAAGAGGCGGGCGCCGUGGCGAUGCCUGAUUGCGGUGCCACAGGGGGCAUUCCCUCCUCCCCUCCACCCGGUCUAUGCCACGUCUGUGGACAACGGCACCUGCAGGAGGAAAACCACGAAUACACCUAUAAAGAAGAAGUGGAUGAUGACCUUAUGUGUCACAUAUGCCUCCAGCCAUUAGAAAGGCCCUUGGACACACCCUGCGGUCACACCUACUGCCAGGAGUGUCUCACAAACUUCCUUUUGGAGAGCGAUUUCUGUCCAGUGGAUCGCACCCCAUUGAUGUUACAGACCUGCCGUAAGUCCAGCCUUCUGGUCCAUAAACUUUUGGAUAAGCUGAUUGUGUCCUGCCCCUUUACUGAGCACUGCACUGAAGUUAUGCCGCGGGGAGAGGUGGAGGCACACAUCAAGAGCAGGUGUAAAGGAGCGUCACACUAUGGUCUCUCCGCCGAGAGGAAGCGGCGCUCUCAGGAGGAAGAUUGUACCGAUAGCACUUCAGAGCUCACAGUGGCAGCCCUGCCCGGAGAGGGAUGCCCCUCCUCUGCUAUUGCCCUCCUAUCAGAUGAGACCGGCCUGGUCAACCCUGCCUACGAGCCCAGUGUGGAAGACAACAGCCAAUCCGGUAGCACCACCAGCCUGGCGGCACGCAGUUCCAGGAAGAGUGAGUAUCGCAACUUUGACCGGUCAUCAGUGCGCAGCCGCUCCUUCCGGCGACUGAAUCGAGCGUUCAGUGUCCUGAGGAGGACUAAGAGUGGAACAGUAGUGGCCAAUGAGACCACCGAGGAGAGAGACAACCUCAGAAAUGCCCACAGACCACCAGAGGUAUUUGCAUUACCUCAGCUGCAUCAUCUAAUCCCUGAUGGAGAGGUCACCAGUAUUAAGAUCACCAGAGCAGAUCCUUGUGAACCUUUGGCUAUCAGCAUCGUCGGGGGCAACGAGACGCCUCUGGUCCGCAUCCUCAUUCAGGACAUCUACAGAGAGGGGGUCAUUGCUCGAGACGGAAGACUGCUUCCUGGAGAUAUGAUCCUCAAGGUCAAUGGUAUUGACAUCAGUAACGUGCCUCACUGUUACGCAAUGGCUGCACUGAAGCAGCCCUGCACGCUGCUGCGCCUGACUGUACUGCGGGAGCAGCGUCACCGUUACCAUUCCCACCACCACUCCCCCUCCGAGGGUUUUCCCACCCACACCGCCACCAUCCGGGAUGACAGCCUGCACGUGGUCCUCGUGAAGAGGGCUCCGGAUGAACAACUGGGCAUCAAGUUGGUGCGCAGGCCCGAUGAACACGGCGUCUUCAUCUUCCACCUACUGGAAGGGGGGCUGGCCUCCCGUGACGGAAGGCUGAGGAUAGAUGAUCGUGUGCUUGCGAUCAACGGGCACGACCUGAGAUACGGAGCCCCAGAGCAUGCAGCGCUGCUUAUUCAGGCGAGUGAAGACCGCGUCCAUUUCAUCGUGUCCCGCCAGACUCACAUCCCCACUCCAGACAUCCUCCAGGAGGCACCAUGGAACACGGAAGGACCACCACCCUACUCUCCUGUAGAUAUCGAGCAGGCUUUACUAGAUUCGUGUCAAAAACCUGCGUGUUACGAGAAGGCUGUGACUCUACUAAAGGAGCCUCAUGAUUCUCUGGGCAUGACGGUCGCCGGCGGGAUGAGCAGCAGGGGGUGGGACCUGCCCGUCUAUAUCACCAACGUCGACCCCAAGGGUGUCGUGGGACAAGAGGGCUCCAUACGCAAAGGUGACAUCUUGCUGAACGUAAAUGGGGUAGAUCUGACGGGUGUGACUCGGAGCGAGGCCGUGGCUAACCUAAAGAACACCUCAUCCCCGGUGGUCCUGCAGGUGAUGGAAAUGACACUACCCAAUGAGUGCUCCCUGGACUGCAUGCCCCCUCUGCAUUCCCCCUGCGCUCUAUCGCCCUCUCCGUCCGGAGAUAUUAAACUACCCCUGCCCAAUGAUGACUACUCCCCCCUCUGGGUGUCCUGGCUCCAGCUGCCCAGGCACCUUUACUGCUGUAAGGACAUUGUCCUCCGCAGGAGCACGUCUGGCAGUCUGGGUUUCAGCAUUGUGGGUGGACAGGAGGAACUCAACUGUAACCAGUCAUUCUUCAUACGCUCCAUCGUAGAGGGCACGCCUGCGUAUAAUGAUGGCAGGAUACGCUGUGGGGAUAUCCUGCUGGAGGUGAAUGGGACGAGCACCUGGGGAAUGACGCAUACAGCCCUGGUGCGUCUGCUUAAGGAACUGAGAGGACGAAUCACUCUCACCAUCGUUUCUUGGCCUGGCAGCCUGCUAUAGGACUACUCUGCAUGGGGCGGAGCUUACAAUACAGACCAUAUAAUGUAUAUGACAACAAAAAUGGAUUUAAAAUACAAGACUUCCUUUAAAGGCCGAGCUUAUGGAAUAGACUGCCUAGGAAGCUGGAUAUGAAACAUGGACCUCACCCAGGUACCGGGGGCUUUGACAGACUCUACACGAUAGAGAAGGCAGAGCUAAUGACUGCCCCGCCGUCAAGAAGCACGUUUAUGAGACUCCAAAAUUAAGAGGCGAUUUCACGAUUGCUCCUUUGUCAGGGAGCAGAGCAUAAAGAUAACAUCUGCCAAUGUGAAAAGUGCAUGGGAGGAAGAACAUGUCAUUUGUUGAUGGAGGGUGGAGCUUGUUGAACUAUACUAUUGAGAUGGGUCUAAAACACACUAUUCAGGAGAACAGAGUUUUGAGGAACUUUGAAGAUGCAACAGCGGGCACCUGUCAAUGAAUGAGUCAGAUAUAGAUGUUUAAACAAUAUGGGCACUGUGCUAUAUGUAGUCAGAUUGUGUGACUAUCGUUGUUUCGUACAGGCAGAUGGGGAGCAUGUGAGGCGCUUCUGUUGGGCGAAUGAUGUCAAGACUCAGAGAAAUGCUGGGAUGUUUGGGCGGUGAACACAAACGUUGCCAAUUCCACUAGUUUUACAUGUUAGAAAAUGCAUUUGACGCACAUUCUUUACUAUAAAUGUCGGUGUCUGAAAAAAGAUAAAUUCAAGCACUUGUACUACUAGUAAUAAUACUUUGGUUUUAUUUAUCUGUUUCUAUGGCUUUCGGAUAUCAGCUUUGUUUCUUGUUCUGAAAGUGGUUUAUUCUCUCUAUCCGCUGGCUUGGAGAGACGUUUGCCAAGUAGUUCUUUGUCGGUACGUUUCAGAUGCUGUUGCAAACAAAAACAAACUAUAGUGAGUCAUAAAAAAAAAGAAUAGCAACUGAAAAAAGAAUAAGCAAUGUUCAUAAUCUAUUUUAAAAAUGGACUAUAACUCAUGCUCAUAAUGAUAAUGUGAGAUUUUGGCGGCCUUGCUGAUUUUAUUUUUUAAUAUGGAAAAGAAAUAGAGAAUGAUGUGUGAAAGGUGUGUGUUUGUGUGUGUAGGUAUCAUUGUGGGUAAGAUGCGUGCUCUAGCAUCUCAUGCUUUGGCUUGUGCAGUAUACUGUAUCUGUUGGUACCUUUGGUUCAAUGAUCAAUAAAGUCAUUCUACAAGGA
Molecule: messenger RNA, 3817 nt
Organism: Triplophysa dalaica
Lineage: Eukaryota; Metazoa; Chordata; Actinopteri; Cypriniformes; Nemacheilidae
Gene: lnx1
Product: ligand of numb-protein X 1
Exons: 11
Coding region: 314-2614 (766 amino acids)
Biological process (GO): ubiquitin-dependent protein catabolic process
Cellular component (GO): cytoplasm
Molecular function (GO): protein binding; ubiquitin-protein transferase activity
Source: RefSeq, a predicted model, not a curated record